AUGACAGCAUCGGCGUGUCGAGGUAUCUUGGACGCCAGUGAGGCCGGAUAUAUCACCUCCCCCGGAUACCCUCUGGAAUACCCACCUCACCAGAACUGCCAGUGGGUGAUCACGGCGCCCGAGCCCUCUCAGCGAAUCGUCCUCAACUUCAACCCACAUUUUGAAAUCGAGAGGCUGGAUUGCAAAUACGACUUCAUCGAGAUCCGAGACGGGACUUCGGAAAAUUCCGACGUCUUGGGUCGCCACUGCAGCAACAUCGCCCCGGCGCCGAUUAUCUCUUCGGGUCCUUCCCUACAGAUUCGAUUCGUGUCGGAUUACGCUCACCAAGGGGCUGGCUUCUCACUGCGAUACGAGAUUUUUAAAACAGGCUCGGAAUUCUGCUUCCGCAAUUUCACCAGCAGCUCCGGGAUGAUCGAAUCGCCGGGCUUCCCGGAUAAAUACCCCCACAAUCUGGAGUGCUCGUAUAUGAUCAUCGCUCCGCCCCACGUGGACGUCACCUUAACGUUCCUCACCUUUGACCUGGAAAACGACCCCCUGCUGGUGGGAGAGGGCGACUGCAAAUAUGACUGGUUGGACGUGUGGGACGGCUUGCCACAAGUGUCGCCACUGAUCGGACGUUACUGCGGGACAAAGAUCCCUCCGGAAAUUCAGUCGUCCUCUGGCCUGCUGUCCCUUUCCUUUCACACGGACAUGGCGGUGGCUAAAGACGGCUUCUCGGCCCGAUACAACAUGACACGCAAGGAAGUCAGCGACUCAUUUCACUGUAGCAUGGCGCUGGGCAUGGAGUCCGGGAAGAUCAGCGACGACCAGAUCAGCGCUUCCACCAGUUUCUACGACAAUCGCUGGUUGCCGCGCCAGGCUCGCCUCAACAACAACGAUAAUGCCUGGACGCCGUCCGAGGACAGCAGCAAAGAGUACAUUCAGGUUGACCUCCAAUUCCUGAAAGUGUUGACGGGCAUCGCCACCCAAGGGGCCGUUUCCAAAGAGACGCAAAAGUCCUACUUUGUGACCACCUUCAAGCUGGAGGUCAGCACCAACGGCGAGGACUGGAUGAUAUAUCGACACGGCAAGAAUCACAAGGUUUUCCACGCCAAUACGGAUCCGGCCGAGGUGGUGCUCAACCGUGUGCCGCAGCCCGUUUUAGCCCGCUUCGUGAGGAUACGACCGCAAACGUGGCGGAACGGCAUCGCCCUGCGCUUUGAGCUCUACGGAUGCCGGAUUACAGAUGCCCCGUGCUCCAGCCUGCAGGGGGUGCUGUCCGGUCUGCUGCCCGACAACCAGAUCACGGCCUCCUCUAGCAGAGACGUGGUGUGGAACCCCAGCUCGGCCCGUUUAGUGGCCAGUCGUUCCGGCUGGUUCCCUGCACCCUCACAGCCGCUUGCUGGGGAGGAGUGGCUACAGGUGGACCUGGGUGUGCCCAAAACAGUGCGCGGAGUCAUCACCCAGGGAGCCAGAGGCGGAGAUGCUGCUAGCGGAGGAACAGCUGAGAACCGAGCUUUUGUUCGCAAGUACAAAGUCGCGUAUAGCCUCAAUGGAAAAGAAUGGAAUUUCAUCAUUGACAGAAAGACCAGCCAACCCAAGAUUUUCGAGGGAAACACGCACUACGACGCCCCGGAAUUGCGUCAUUUUGAGGAGACGGUGGCGCAGUAUGUCCGACUUUACCCUGAACGAUGGUCUCCGGUUGGGAUCGGGAUGAGAGUGGAGGUGCUGGGAUGCGAGCUUCCAGAAAUCAGCACGCCUGCAGACACCACCACACCUACGCCUCCAGCUCAGACCACCACGGCCGCCGCCUCCACCACAGCGGCCGCUCCUUCACCGACGGACGGCGCGUGUGACUUUGAGCACGGCCUCUGCGGCUGGACGCACGACCCCGGCGCCCCCCUUCUCUGGUCUCUGCACAGCCACGAGCUCAACAGCCAUCUAUACAUGGAAGCCAGCGCUAAGACAGCGCAACAAAGAGCCCGACUCCUCAGUCCGGUGGUGGCUGCCGACAGCGGCCCCGUCUGCCUGCUUUUUUCUUACCAAAUGUGGGGAGAAGCCGAGGGGCACCUCAGGGUCUUGCUGCUGGACGCCCACAAUGAGGAGACCCUACUUUGGACCCUGAAAGCUGACCAGGGUCCUGUCUGGAAGGAGGGCCGCACAAUCCUGCCUCGUUCGCCUAAAGACUACCAGGUUGUGAUGGAAGGCUUCUUUGCUCACGGCACUCGAGGACAUGUCUGGAUCGACAACAUCCACAUGAGCGCCAGCACGCCGCUAGAAGAGUGUACACAACCCAUCAACGCCUUCUCUCCAGAUAUGACGGUCAAGACGCCUAAUCAGUUCGGAGACGUGCGACUCGUCAGCGGCAGAGAACCACUGGGUGGAGGUUUCCAGGUGCCAGAGUGGAACACCGCAUGGCCGACGUCAGAACCCGCCGCGACUCCGGCUUCGGAGAAGGACCACUCGUGGCUGUACACGUUGGACCCCAUUCUGGUUACCAUCAUCGUCAUGAGUUCCCUGGGCGUCCUGCUGGGGGCGGUGUGCGCGGGCCUGCUCCUCUACUGCACCUGUUCCUACAGCGGCCUGUCCUCACGUUCUUCCACCACGCUGGAGAAUUACAACUUUGAACUCUACGACGGGCUCAAGCACAAAGUCAAACUCAACCAGCAGCGCUGCUGUACCGAAGCGUGA
Molecule: messenger RNA, 2670 nt
Organism: Nerophis lumbriciformis (worm pipefish)
Lineage: Eukaryota; Metazoa; Chordata; Actinopteri; Syngnathiformes; Syngnathidae
Source: RefSeq, a predicted model, not a curated record